Messenger RNA from Spodoptera litura, 4102 nucleotides. It is a transcript of the gene Atg14, whose product is annotated as autophagy related protein 14. The record is from RefSeq and is a predicted model, not a curated record. NCBI's taxonomy places the organism in Eukaryota, Metazoa, Arthropoda, Insecta, Lepidoptera, Noctuidae. Gene Ontology annotation, molecular function: phosphatidylinositol 3-kinase regulator activity; protein-membrane adaptor activity. Gene Ontology annotation, biological process: autophagosome membrane docking; autophagosome assembly; cellular response to starvation. Gene Ontology annotation, cellular component: extrinsic component of omegasome membrane; extrinsic component of phagophore assembly site membrane; phosphatidylinositol 3-kinase complex, class III.
AUCGAUUGCACAUACUUAUGUAGGUACCUGCUUAUUAUUAAUUAAAAAGUUGUAAGCAAUUAUAAAUUAUGGCACCAUGUCAUAAUACCAAUUCAUAUGAUUUAUUUUAAGAACUGGGUACCUAGCCUAGUACCUAGCUACCUAAAUAAAAGAGGUAGGUACCUACUCAGACUCUAAAAAGUUCCCAAAUGAUCAGUAUUCUUUACUUUAAGCAAUAAAAAACCAAGUACCUACCUAGGUAAAACUCGUUAUGUAUACUGAGUACUCAACCAUCGCUGUUCCAACUCCAAUGAAAAAUAUUGAUAUCCACAGCCCAAGUAAAAAAAAUAUCUUGUUUUUAUUUCUUUUUCACUAAGCGUUCGAAGUUGUUUUAUUAAUCUUCUAAAUAUCAGUUUUAUUUUUAAAACAAAUAAAACAUCUCGCUAAUAACCACCUGCCUAUAUUUACUUAAUUAUUAAUUUCUGUAACUUUGAAUGAGCCAUGCCCUUUAAUCCGUGAAAGAGUAGGCAGAAGUAUCAAUUUUACCUCUUACAGGCUCUACAUGAGGAAAAAUAACUCAUUACUCAAAUCAAAAAGUAAAACAUAUAACGCUAAAUACACAUAGCAGUACUAGUAGCGACAUCUAUAAAGUAAAUGAGGAAACAUGAAGUAAAGACGCUAGACAUAAACUGUCGUCGCUCCGUUUCUCACUGAUUCAGAAUAACGGAACGUUUCGUUGUACAAUAUAAUUUAUCUGUGCACACUUUGCCAGCUGACAUUGACAGAUAACAAGUUAUUGUGUUUCAACAUUACAUUACAAAUAAAUACGUGAAAGGAUCGUGAAUGCUAUGGCGUUGAGUUACUUUAAUGAAAGCGAGGCACCCCGGGACUUCCGAGUAUCUUCGACGGAGAGUGAUGGCCACUACAAGAAAUGUCUCCUUUGUUACACCGUGAAAAAGAACUUCUAUUGUCCAGAUUGCGUCAGGGCGGGCAAUUUCGUACAUUCAUCUAUGCCUUACGCAGAUAGAUAUGCAGAGAAACAAGGAAAACUACUCCGUGUUAAAGUGAACCGUAAACAUGUACUGGACCAAUGUGAGAGACUGUUAGCAAAUAAACUAAAAAGGGACACAUUAGUGACAGAGGCCAAGCAGUCCAGAGACAAACUAGAGCUCCUUAGACUGGCCAUACAACAGAGACGCAGAAACAUCGAAGAAAAACGCAGAGAAUUGACAGAACUUAGAAACUACAACAAUGAGCUGACAAUAAAGUUACCAAGGUACCAGAAACGAGUGACAAGCCUCGGCAAACAUGCAGAGGUGCAGAGAAUGGAACUGGAGAACAAAGUCAGUAUGUACACGGAACAAACAGACGCAUUGGCAGCUUUACGAAGAUCUCGGAUACGACAACUCACCAAAUACAUUUUCCCUGUUUAUAUUACCUAUGAUACCAGCGAGAGUAUAGAGGACAUGGAGUUUAUAGGCGAGGACACGGAGGAGGAGCCCCCGCACAGGCCGCAGCUACACAUCGUCGCGCCCUGGAUAUACACGGAUGGAGACUUCUCGCAAGUACAGGCCUGGCUCCGGCAGAACAAAGACAUGGUGGCAGCGCCCCCGGGCGGCGCGGGCGGCGCGGGCGGUGCGGGCGGUGCGGGCGGUGCGGGCGGGGCGUGCCCGGGCGCGCGCGCGUGCGCGGCGCUGUCGCUGUGCGCGCAGCUGGUGGCGCUGCUGGGCUGGGCGCUCGACGCCAGGCUGCCGCACACUAUUGCACUCAAUGAGUACAGCUCGUGGCGCGCGUGGGAGGGCGGGGCGGGGCGCGCGCGGCGACUGGGCGCGGCGGCGGCGUGGCUGGCGGCGCGCGCGGCGCUGUGUCCGCCGCACGGCCCGCACGCGCCGCACGCGCUGUCGGCGCUGCACUCGCUCGUCGUCGCCGCCAACACUGACGACCCCAUGCUGGGCAGAGUGGAGUCGUGGACGAGUAGUUGCGACGCGGCGGCGCGGUCCGUGUGGGCCGACGCCAUCGCCGCGCUCGGGGACCUCGACACCGACGACACCGAGCCGCCUGAACAUCUACACUGGCCUGAGGCCAUGGAGAUGGAGGAGUUGAGUGGUAGCCCGGCGUCCCCGGCGCCGGCGCCGUCGCUGGUGACGUCGGCGGCCGCCUCGCUCGCCUCCAUGUGGAGAGUCUUCACCAAGUGACCGCACUGCCACAUCACUACUAACUCAACUACCUGUCUAAUGACUAGUCUCAAUAACUUUUGGUAAUUUGACUAUUAGAGAUAGAAUUUUGUAACGAUGAGACUGGCUGUAAGUCGUCGACGAUAUUUACAAAUGAGUACUACUACUGCUUAUCGACGUACAAUGCUUAGUUAAAUGCCCCAUGACGCUCUCUUCCGGGAGCAAAAGCCAUCGCGUUUUGACGACUUCGUCGUUGGACGAUUUAUAGGCGACUUCAAUAGAACUUGUUCUAACAUUGCGUAUUAGAUAAUAAAAAUAAUUAUAACUAAUUUUUUAUUUGUAUCACUGCGAUUUUAAAGUAUUUAUUGCACUCAAUUGUUCACUAACAGUUUUGAAUGAGGUCACUACGCUUUCAAAUAUACUUUCUUUCAGUAGACUACAAUUCUAGAGACUUAAAAUUACCGCCAUUACUGCCAUCUAGCGGCCGAUAUCGCAUUGUAGAUAGACGAAGGAUUAUAAUGUACCUACCAAAGCAAGUUAAGCCGCGCUUUCACUCGGAGACAUGUCGCGGGGACAUAUCGCCCAAUAUUCACGUCAUGUCUUUGCAACUUUUGGAACAAUGUUACUGGAUAUUUCGCUUGUUCACAUGGACCAGUUGUAAUCAGUAUGUCGCCCGAGGAGGAGCCAGUAUCGUCGUCAGACGUCGGGCGACUUCGCGUAGGACUCGUGAACUUCGUGUCGAGCGACAGACUAGCGAAACAAAUGUCCCUCCCUAGCGAAAAUGAGGCUUUACAUAGUAUAAUAUAAAGUCGCACAUUAUAAUAAUUACAAAGACCUAACAGUAGUACACAGAAAUAGCUAUAUAUAUGUGUAACGUAUUAUAGAAGUAUAAUAAAUGUUCAUCUUAGUGAAACUAUUCCGUCUAACCUACUCGUAUCAUAAGUAGUCAAAUAUUUUGUAUUAUUGAGUUUUAGUCACAUAAAAACACUUACUAUCUCUGUCACACAACUGUUUUCUUCAUGUGCUAGACAGAGAUAGGGAUCACAUCGUCUGUGUGUCUUGAACUCAAUCUUAAUAAGGGUGGACUUAAAAUGUGCCCUGUGGAAAACCAUACCUGUAUUCUUUUUAUUAUCAAUGUUACUCAUUUAGCCAUCCAACAAACGAUUAUCAGCCUUAUUGUUCAAACAGUACUCAAACAAUAAAAUCUUAUUACGAAAUAUUGCUAAAGUAUAACUUUUCAAUAACACGUCUUAGAAACCCUUUGUAAAAAACUACAAAUAAGCGCCAUAGCAUUCCAAUUAAAUAAAAAAAUCGGAGAGUUUUACAAUACGUUUUGACUUCGACUUCUUUUGAUAUAAUAUGGUCCACCCUUUACAAAUAUAAAUUAGUUAAAGUGAUUAUAAUGGCUGAUGUAACUAGGUGUGCACUAAAUGUGGCUUUUUAUCUUACGACAGAGCGAUGUGUUUACAAAUUGUUUUAGUGAUUCUAUUUGACAUUAAUGAAUAUCCUAAUAAUGAGAGCAGACAUAGACAUUAUUGUAGGCACUACUGAAGCAAACAUUCAUUUAUCAAAUUAUAAUAAUUACAAAUUUUAUCGCAAAUGUUCAUGAGAAUCAUAUUUAAAUUAUAGCAAUUCAUUAUUUGUAUAACUAUUGUAUAGUUUACUAAAUUUAUGCCGCUACGGGAAAGCCCGACUGGUUUCGAGCUCAUACGGAGCCCUUAGUCAUGAGUUGUGCACACGGUGGCAUGCUACAUGUGCGAAGGCCGUAUAGAAAUGAUCUAAUUUUGUAUUAAUUGAAGUAUAAAUUAAUUUCAUGUAAUUGGCUACGCCCUGUGAAAAACAAGUAUUAUGUGGGUUGUGUCAACUUUAAUUAUCUCAACGAAUUGACAAUGUUUUUAUAUUUUUUUCUGCAUUAUGGACAUGAAUAAAUACUAUAUAGUUUUAUAUAA